AUGCAUUUUGAAGUAAAGACUCAAAUAAUGCUACUUUUCUCGGUUGCUAUCAUUUGUCUGCUAAGAAAUGAACUUUUUAUAAAGCUACCCAACAAUUUUAUCGCAUGCCCACUUAAAUUUUUAUGAAUUUUUAGUAAUCCUCUCUUAAUAUUUUUAAUAAGGCAAUGCAAUGCUUACCAGUUUAAUGCUAGCUUAAGAGCUGCCCAGAAAUAUAUAAAAGUAUUUUUACAAAAUAAAAAUUUAAAAACCAUCCUCAAUAUACUUAAUAAAUCAUGGCAAGGAAAUUUAUUAAAAGUGAAAGAUAAUGAGCGUAAAGAGAAAAUCGAUUUUUGAAUUUAG
Molecule: messenger RNA, 339 nt
Organism: Blepharisma stoltei
Lineage: Eukaryota; Ciliophora; Heterotrichea; Heterotrichida; Blepharismidae
Source: the annotation of a GenBank genome assembly